Molecule: messenger RNA, 1214 nt
Organism: Juglans regia (Persian walnut)
Lineage: Eukaryota; Viridiplantae; Streptophyta; Magnoliopsida; Fagales; Juglandaceae
Product: glutathione S-transferase T3-like
Exons: 3
Coding region: 1-705 (234 amino acids)
Source: RefSeq, a predicted model, not a curated record
AUGCCGUCGCGAGGUGGCAUUGGGAAGAGAAAGCCGACGCGGGUUCGUGACGAGGAAGGAGGGUGGGUUUCGCAGGAUUCAAAUCUGGUUUCUGCUUGGCUUAAUACUAGUUUGGACCCAAUCAAUAGGGUUGAUCAAUCCAAACAUUCAUUUUGGGCUAGAGUUCAUGAAUAUUAUGAGAAAAACAAAAAACUCACAUGUUGUGAACAUAGUUCCAGCUCUCUCACAAAUAGAUGGUCUACCAUUCAACAUGCUACAAAUAAGUUUUGUGGAGCCUUAGCUCAAAUUGAAGGAAAGUCUCCAAGUGGGGUUACUGAGCAAGCUAAGAUUGAGCAAGCAAAUGAGCUCUAUCGAAGUAACCAGUUCGCAACAUUCAACUUCCUUCAUUGUUGGACCAUUCUAAGGCAUCAUCCAAAAUGGAAACAAACUGUGGCUGAUGGUAGCAGUGUGAAAACUAAGAGAAGAUCAGUAACCCCAGAUGGUCAUGUGCCAGAGUUUACAUUCCUAGAUGAAGACACCAUAUCUCCAUCUAUAGAUGUGAAUCUAGAGAGACCCAUUGGAAAGAAGGUUGAGAAGAAGCGAAAGAGGCAAGAUAAUUCAUCUUCCAAUCUUGCUGAUUUGGUGACUGAAAUGAGAGAUGAGAAGAAGAGAGCAAAUGCUGAGAAGGGAGAAGAUAGGAAAGAGCUUAUCUGCCUUACAAAAUAGAGGCUUGAUUUGGAUCAACGGAGAGAAGAUAAUGAACUUAUGAGGAUGGACACCUCAACUUUACCUCCAAUGCAGCAAGAGUAUUUCUGUAGCCUCCAAUUGAAAAUACUUGAGAAGCAAAGGUCUAGAAAGCCAUGACUGGGUGGUGUAUGGGCUGUUGUUUUGGGUUUUUUGAAAGGGAACAAUGCAGCCACUUUUGGAAAUGCUCAUUUGUUAGUUUUUUGUAUAGAACAUUGCACAAACCUCAAGCCACAAAUUUAGCCACAUUUGGAAGUUCUAAUUUGAUAGCUUUUUGUAUAGAACUAUGCACAAACUUGAAGUCACAAUGCAACCAAUGGAUAGUCCAGAUUUUAUUUUGUAUAGAACACAACACAAUUUGCACACUAAACUAUCUUAUUAGUCUAAUGUGUUAUUUGUUAGGGGAAUUAUGAUGGUGGCACACUAAAGUGUUGUUGUGAAUGGUUCUAAGUAUUAUGUGAAUGAACAAACUUGAAUUAGUAUUAUGUGAA